ACCCAGCUGAUUGGCUGGGCAGCGGAGCGGAGGGACGCACCUGAUUGGCUGAGGCACGUCUGUGGUGGAAGACAGAGGCGGCGGCGGGCCUUGCCGGGCCAUGGAGGCCAGGGCGGAGGCGGGCCUGGCCGGGGAGGCCAGCGGUGGCGGGGGCCCUGGCCCGGCCGUGGAGGCCGGCGGCGGCGGGCCUGGCCUGAACGCGGAGGCCGGCAGCAGCCCGGCCAGAGACUGGGGCGGGGGGAGAGAGGCUUGUGACAGAGAUCUGCAGUGUGGUGGAGGCAUGUGCUGUGCUGUUAGUCUCUGGAUUCGAAGCCUUCGCAUGUGUACACCAAUGGGCAACUUGGGAGAAGACUGUCAUCCUUUGAGUCAUAAAAGCCAAAAAUUGACUGCUGUAUCCAGGAAACCACUGGAAAUAAUUACUCUUCCACAGGUUCCAUAUUUUGGAAGGAGAAUUCAUCGCAUCUGUCCAUGUCUACCUAACUUGGCCUGUGUCUGGAUUUCCCCUGGCAAAUACAAAUGUUUACCAGAGUUCAGAAAUGAAGAUGUCUUUUUUUAGCAAUAGCAUUAUGAAGGAUUCUGUGCCACAUCAUGUAUUAAGACCCUUAUUUGUUGUGAAUAAUGAAGCUGUUUGCCAGAGGAAAUUUUGUAACAUACUUUCUCACCUUGUAAACCAUAAUAAUACCAAGAUGCUGUAGUUAAUAUCAGCCAAGACAUUUUGUGUUGGCUGAUUAUGCAGAGUGCUUUAUAUUUUUCACAUACAAAUUAAGAUGCACUGAAGUAGGUCUGUACAUUCAGAACACAGCCCCAAUUAGUGACAUACUAAUUUGGAACACCAGCCAUCUACAACAACAUGCUAGAAGCCCCAAAAGGUACCUGUUUUUGCUGCUUACUUUGGACUGCAAAAAUAGAAAUACCAAGCAAUUGACAGACCCAAACACAUGGCUGGUGGGCUGCAUUUGGCUUGGCGAGUCACAGAUAAUGUAGGCCUAUACUAAAAAAAAUAUGAUGGUUAGCUCCGCUCUCCUAACUUCAUUCUUAAACAUGCUUAGGUCUGUCAUCUAGAAAAUGGACACCCAGAAUUAUCAAGUCAGUUUCCAUAAAUGUGACUAAAUUUCUUCUGAAUCAACUAAGUUUAAUUAAAAAUAUUUUAUAUAGCAACAUGAAACUAAAAAUAAUUGCUUAGGGUAUUAUAUUUCAGUUACACCAUUGUUGAAAUUAUUGUAUAAUUAUACAAAAUGUUACUUUAAACUUUUCAACAGUGUUUUUACAUUAUUUACAUCUGACAAUCCGCGUCAGAGUACUUUGAUUUUAAAAAUAUUAUUUAAAGAAUCGAACAAUUAUAAUACAAAUAUAAGCAGAGAAAGGAUUGGUGUUUUAUCUGGCAUAAACUAGUAGCUCAUUAGAAAACUGUAUGUUUGAAAUGUAUGUACUUUAUAUUUUUAAAAAAUCUAAAAGUCUAUUGAAUUGAGACACCUGACUUCUUGUUAUGUAAAUAUAUUGAUAUUCCUAUGUAAAAAUUCUGUAUCAGAAUAAUGACAGUAUGAUGUUUUAUUUAUUUUAAUAUUAUAUUAUAUUGUAUUACUGCUUUUGCACUAUGGCUUUUGAUUUUUAUUCCAUGAAAUUUGUGAUCUAUUAACAUUAGAAUAAUGAGAAUAUUCCCAAUAAUUGUUGUGUACAAAAAUGCACUGUUGAAUAUUUCUUUAGAAAGCUUACCAACACAUAUGAUACAAGAAGCUCCUAUAUAGAUCAAAAGACACUGACUGACACCCAGACUAACACUGCUCCGAUGUGCCAGCAUUUUCCAUUGUGCAACGGAGAGGAGCAAUUGUUAACAAUCUUCCCUUCCCUCUGCAGUCACCUGUACCUCUCAAAACUAUGUCCCUGAGAGUCCCCCAGCCCACAGGAACAUAGUUGCAAGAGGCAUGAGCAGCUGCAAUGGGAAGGAGAAACUGUAAAUCACCUCUUCCUCACACAUAAGUAAAUGCUAGCAUGAUGGUGCAGUGUUGGUCUGGAUGCCAGCCUCUAUUAAAGAUGAUGAGGAAUUUUCUAGACAUAGGCCAUUGAGAGUCAGAUGUUCAUGAAAAUUAAUGGAACUUCAUGGAAAUGUUUUAUGUUUGCCCAGUUCUUAGCUCCCCCUUUUAAAUAUAUAGUCACAGGAAGAACUAGGGAUGUGCACGAACCUGUUCAGAGGCCCUUUUACGGGCCUCUGAACAGGUUCAAACGCCAGGCGGUUCCAAGUGUUCGACGGGAGGGUAACUUUAAGGGCAGGGGAGAUGCACUCCCCCCCCGUGUUUCCCCUGCUGGUGCUCACUGAAAAACUGGUCCAGUGGGGGGACAGCAUACCUCCCUGCCACCCCAUCCACUCCUCAGAAUGGAAGUGACAGGAAGUAGCACACACACACACACACAUACUACUUCUUGUCACUUCCGGUCCGAGGAGCGUAUGGGGUGGCAGGGAGGUACACUGCCGCCCCAGCAGACCGGUUUUUCAGUGAGCGCCGGUGGGGAAAAUGCGGCCGGGGGGGGAGGUAAGUGUACCCUUCCCUGCCCUUAAAGUUAUCCCCCCACCCCACUGUCAAACCAGCCCCUGCCAGUUCUGUGCACAUCCCUAGGAAGAACAUUGAAGAGCUUUCCUCGUUAAACCAUUUUCUUUUUAUUUCCUUUGUUUUGAGAUUAGUGCAUUGAUAAUUUUAAAACAAAUUCACUAAUCAAGUGAAUAAAAUGGCUGACAUACUGCACAAGGGCAUGUCAGCCCAGUAGUGUUGUGUACAUGCAAGUUGCACAAUUGCAUAAAUGCAAAAAUUGCACAAAUGAUGUUAUACAAAAGUAAAUGGGAAAUGAUGGGCUUACUCUUGUAUAACAUCAUUUGUGCAGUUUAUGCAGUUUCACAACUUGUAUGCAUGCAACAUUAGCAAGCUUAUGUGCCCUUGCGCAAUAUGUCAGCCACUGGGGCUGUUCUCAUGAUCAGCAAAAAUUGGGCUAGGAGAGAGCCUAGCCCAAUUUUUGCUGAUCGUGUAAACCACCGGGCUUGAAGCAGUCCUAAGAUGUUCCCUUUAACUCAGGCCAAUAAGGGCCAGCUCAUAUAAAUCAACAUCAUAAAUGGAAAAGCCUUCCUUGAACUAUACCAUUGCAGGCUGCUGAUGAGAGGUUGCAUAUUAGAAUGUUACCACACACAAAAACACACAAAAACCCCUUUCUGUAAGUAGAAAAGCAACAUGUCAUGGAAAAGGCUUGGCUGAGUCCAUCACCUUUACAAGCAAGUUUUCUUCUGUGUUCAGGGUUGUAUUUUUCUUGUUGUGAGGAAGACCAGCAAACGCUUUAGCACUAGAUUCUCUUGACUGUAUACACUAACCAAAAUUAGUGAAAGAUCAAUCAGAAUUUGACAAUGAUUUCACAUUCCAGCAUACUUGAAAGCAAACAAGGCAUGCAACAGCCAGUUCAUCUCCUAAAUAUUUCUACCAAUAGAACAUUCACUCAGAUUAAAGAGAAUUAUCUGCUGUAAUUUCCUGCAUACUGGAAAUCAACGUUAGAUCAAGUUUAGUGUGAAGGACAAAGAUUUUAGAACUUGUGUUGGACAACAAACCAUAGUAGUACUGAAUAAUAACUUAAAAUUACACUCUCUGGGUUUUUCCUGUCAGUUAUGAAGCAGUCCCAAAGUGAUUUUGCUGUGGCACAUCAGGUUUAAUUGUUCAUCUUUCCUUGAAUUGUCUAUAUCUGUCAUCUUAGUGCUUGAAGAAUUGUGUUCCCUAAAUCAACCAGUUUAGUGGAUCUGUAUUUGAUAGUUAUUCAAGUAACUGAAAUUGUCUUUCCUACCACUUUACUUUAAAUAUCUGGAUAUAUGAAAUAAUGUAGUGUACCCUAACGAGGUCAUUCUUCAGCUUCUGAGAUGUAUGGUGUUUUCAACAUUCUGUGAAGAAAACCAGAAGCACCAGCCUACAAUAAACCUUAUAAAGUAGAACUGCAAUAAA
Molecule: messenger RNA, 3968 nt
Organism: Hemicordylus capensis (graceful crag lizard)
Lineage: Eukaryota; Metazoa; Chordata; Lepidosauria; Squamata; Cordylidae
Gene: PROK2
Product: prokineticin 2
Exons: 4
Coding region: 101-556 (151 amino acids)
Source: RefSeq, a predicted model, not a curated record